AUGUUUAAAGAAUGGAGGGGGGUUGGAGCGUUAUUAGCUGUCAUAAUUAGUUGCGUGGUGGCGUUGGAAAAUGGGUUGGCGAGGACGCCGCCCAUGGGCUGGCUGGCGUGGGAACGAUUUAGGUGCAACACGGAUUGCAAAAAUGACCCUGACAACUGCAUAAGCGAACAUUUAUUCCGUACAAUGGCAGACAUUGUAUCGAGUGAAGGUUACGCCGAUGUGGGCUACGAGUACAUCAACGUAGACGACUGCUGGCUGGAAAAAGAAAGAAGCCAAUUUGGUGAAUUAGUACCUGAUAGACAAAGAUUUCCCAGAGGAAUGAAAUCUCUUGCCGAUUAUAUUCAUGCCAAAGGACUGAAGUUCGGCAUCUACGAAGACUUCGGGAAUUACACGUGCGCGGGUUAUCCAGGUGUUAUUGGUUCUCUAAGGCAAGAUGCGGAAACUUUCGCCUCGUGGGAUGUAGAUUACGUGAAACUGGAUGGGUGCUACGCUCAUCCAAGCGAAAUGGACCAAGGCUAUCCAGAGUUUGGCUAUUAUCUGAACCGAACUGGACGACCGAUGAUUUAUAGCUGUAGCUGGCCUGUCUAUCAGAUUUAUUCAGGUAUGGCACCAAACUUUACCUCAAUCAUUCAACACUGUAACGUUUGGAGAAACUUCGACGAUAUUCAGGAUUCGUGGGCCAGUGUCGAAAGUAUUAUUGAUUACUACGGUAAUAAUCAAGAUGUGAUAGUACCAAAUGCUGGACCAGGACAUUGGAAUGAUCCAGAUAUGUUGAUUAUUGGAAAUUUCGGUCUGAGCUAUGAGCAAAGCAAAACCCAAAUGGCCAUAUGGGCUAUAUUAGCCGCACCUUUAUUGAUGUCCGUGGACUUAAGAACGAUCAGGCCAGAGUACAAAGCCAUACUGCAAAAUAGGAAAAUAAUUGCCGUGGAUCAGGAUCCUUUGGGGAUACAAGGGCGGCGCAUAUACAAGCAUAAAGGUAUUGAAAUAUGGUCAAGACCAAUAACCCCACUGUUCCAAAACUACUUCUCUUAUGCGAUUGCUUUUGUAAAUCGACGGACAGAUGGCACACCGUCCGAUGUUGCGGUCACAUUGAAGGAAUUGGGGCUUACAGCACCUACUGGAUAUAGAGUGGAGGACCUUUAUGAAGACGUUGACUACGGCGUCCUAUCCCCGCAAACUAAGAUUAAAGUCAAAGUAAAUCCCUCAGGUGUAGUAAUAUUGAGGGCAGACGUACAAGCGGACUACGACAGAAGAGUUUCCUACUAUAGCACACCGAGGACUGCCUUUAAUCAAGUGUUUAGAAUACGAAAUAACGAUUUUUAAAAUAGCUUUAUUGUAAUAAAUUAUUUUUUAGAUUAA
Molecule: messenger RNA, 1359 nt
Organism: Anthonomus grandis grandis
Lineage: Eukaryota; Metazoa; Arthropoda; Insecta; Coleoptera; Curculionidae
Product: alpha-N-acetylgalactosaminidase
Exons: 8
Coding region: 1-1323 (440 amino acids)
Biological process (GO): oligosaccharide metabolic process; glycosylceramide catabolic process; glycoside catabolic process
Cellular component (GO): cytoplasm
Molecular function (GO): alpha-galactosidase activity
Source: RefSeq, a predicted model, not a curated record